This is a messenger RNA of Arachis duranensis, 621 nucleotides long. RefSeq names its product BON1-associated protein 2. Lineage: Eukaryota; Viridiplantae; Streptophyta; Magnoliopsida; Fabales; Fabaceae. The record is from RefSeq and is a predicted model, not a curated record.
UCAAACCCACGUGCCAAAGAGUUCACAAUUUACAAGUCCCUUCCUUCAUUCCGAAAAAAGAAAAAGAAGUAGAGCUCUCAAAAUACUAUGGAUUCCAUCCAAACGAAACCAAGAACCCUCGAGCUGACGGUGCUUUCCGCCGAGAACCUCCGCGUGAACGGAAAACCCGCCACCAAGAACGUGUUCGUGGUGGUACGCGCCGAAUCCCUAACCGCCCACACGACGUCGUGUAAAGGAAACGGCAGCAACUCCAACGGCUUUGUCUCGUGGAACGAGAAGUUUGUUGUGGAAGUUGCGGCACACGCGCGUAGCAUCGCGUUUGAGGUGAAGUGCAAGACGUCCCCCACGGGAUCCGUUAGGGACGUUGGGGUUGCCAGGGUGGCACUAUCUGAUUUCCUGGGAACCGUUGUACCUGAUCACUGCCUUCAGUUCUUGUGUUACCGGUUAAGGGAUUGGGAUGGCUUGAAGAAUGGCGUUAUUAAUUUCUCCGUUAGGGAUUUGGCCGCUGCUCCGCCGCUUGGGAAGGUGGUUGGUGGUGGCUGUGACGGUUUUCAUGGGUUCCCAGAGGUGGUUGGUGUAAAGAGUGAGUGUUGUUCUUCUUCGUCUGCUUCUGAUAAUGCG